UCUACGCCCCUCCGCUCUUGCACGGCGGUUUCCAUGCUUCAGAGACGGCAAACGUAGCGUACAGGGGUGACAUGACUCUGACCAGAGGAUCUUUCACCUAUGCCAGUGGGGAAGAGUACCACGGCGAGUGGAAAGAAGGUCGGAGGCAUGGCGUCGGCCAGCUCAAGUUUCAGGAUGGAACCUGCUACACGGGCCAGUUCGAGAACGGGCUCUUCCAUGGCUCUGGUGUGCUGUUCUUCACAGAUGGAUCCAGGUAUGAAGGGGAGUUUGCCCAUGGAAAGUUUCAAGGCACGGGAGUCUUCAGUCGUUACGACGGCAUGAAGUUUGAAGGAGAAUUCAAAGAUGGACGUGUUGAGGGAUAUGGGCUAUUGACUUUCGCAGAUGGAGCUCAUGGUGUCCCACGAAACGAGGGCUUGUUUCAAAACCACAAGCUGCAGAAGAGGGAGAAGUGUCCGGGAGUGGUGCAGCGGGCGCAGGCUUCAGCCUCCAACGCUCGCAGUCUGGCACUUUGACUGUCAUGGAGCCUAGAGAUCAGGUUCCAGCACCUUCCAGGAGGACCUCAGGGAUGUGUACUCGUAUACGCCCCUCCAGCUCUUCUCUCUGCGUCUUCUCCUCUUUUUCCACACUCACUUUCUUUUCUUUUUUCUUUAUCUUCCUUUCUUAGCCUUCACAGUGGCUUGGAAUGCACAAACAAUGGCUUUCUGUAUGACUGACUUGAAAUGCACAACACCAUGAAGCACACCUUUAACUUCACCAGUCAUGCAAACAAACAAAUGCUGCUGUUUUUCCCCUGUUCUGAUUCUUGUACUCAAACAGUGUCUUAGUGUUUUUCUCAAGAAUAGUUAGCUUCCAUACAUCA
Messenger RNA from Chelmon rostratus (copperband butterflyfish), 859 nucleotides. It is a transcript of the gene morn4, whose product is annotated as MORN repeat containing 4. The record is from RefSeq and is a predicted model, not a curated record. Bases 72 to 512 code for a protein of 146 amino acids. NCBI's taxonomy places the organism in Eukaryota, Metazoa, Chordata, Actinopteri, Chaetodontiformes, Chaetodontidae. The transcript has 5 exons.